Molecule: messenger RNA, 849 nt
Organism: Guyanagaster necrorhizus
Lineage: Eukaryota; Fungi; Basidiomycota; Agaricomycetes; Agaricales; Physalacriaceae
Exons: 2
Coding region: 1-831 (276 amino acids)
Source: RefSeq, a predicted model, not a curated record
AUGGCCACUAUACAUCUGGGUAUCGCCUUGUUCUGGAUCCACAGCGAUUCAAGAAACAAGGAAUCUGACUUUCAUUGGGCCGUGGUCGCGACGGAAACAAGUUGGACCAACGGGGAUGGCAUUCAGACGUACGACAUCGCUCCUACUCUGGAUCGAAAGUGGGAACAACGCGUCCGGUAUAGGGAUCUGGCUGAGGAUCAUACCUUCUGCGGUAUCGUAGAGUUUGCCACUACGAAUCUUCCUGCAGAUGACGUGGACGAGUUCAUACGAGAUCGUCCAUCUGAGGACGACGGUUGGCGAAUCCAAGGUCCUCUACGAUGGUCCAGUCCCUCUUGGGCAUUAAAGAUCAUGUGUGAUCUAGAUGAAGCUGAGGUCUGGGAUAUUCCAGCUGAAAUCGGAAAGGAUGGACUGUUCGACGUUGUGGUCGGCAAGGGUUUCGUGAUGCUCGAGAUCGUUGAGGAAGUGGAAGAUUUCCCUGUGCUUUCUCUCGCAAGUUUUUGUUAUCUGUAUGUAAUGGAGACAUCUCAUGGUUCUCCAGCUUUGAAUUCUGGUCUGCCCUCUCAAAUUACCCAUUCGUCCGUGGAACGUAACAUACGGCGCCCUUUCAUUGGACAGCUCGUUAAAAUGACAGUUGACAUUACAGACACGAUAAAUAAAAGGAAGAUUCCCAGGAAGUUCAAGCAUGGAAUCUCGAUGAAAUACGCCAGGUCUCCGAUGAACGCUACCGUAACUGUGUGUUCCUACUGUAUUCACAAGUCGUCGACGUUGUGCAAAAGUUUCGGAGAACGGUUGCAGACAAGCCUCGACCCCGAAUCCACCGAAGGGUUGUAGUAGCAUAUAUGCGUAUAA